Messenger RNA from Glycine soja, 1894 nucleotides. Its product is annotated as cytochrome P450 71A26-like. The transcript is spliced from 2 exons. The record is from RefSeq and is a predicted model, not a curated record. The coding region runs from base 62 to 1615 and encodes 517 amino acids. Gene Ontology annotation, molecular function: iron ion binding; monooxygenase activity; heme binding. NCBI's taxonomy places the organism in Eukaryota, Viridiplantae, Streptophyta, Magnoliopsida, Fabales, Fabaceae.
AUAAAGAAAAGAUACUACACACAGCCCGAGUCACUGCAUCAUCUAUCAACUGAGAAACCCAAUGUGGAUCUCUCAGCAAGAAAACUCUUCAAGUUGGUUCUUCCUCCCAGUUGUUACCUUCAUCAUCCUCUUUCUUCUACGUACUUUCCUCAAUCUUUUAUCCAAACGGAACAAUGAUUCCAAAAAACCCUCACCACCAUCUCCUCCAAAGCUUCCAAUAAUAGGAAACCUCCAUCAACUUGGUACCCACAUUCACCGCAGUCUCCAAUCCUUAGCUCAAACCUAUGGUUCUUUAAUGCUACUUCACUUAGGAAAAGUGCCAGUCCUUGUUGUCUCCACAGCUGAGGCAGCUCGUGAAGUUUUGAAAACACAUGACCCCGUUUUCUCCAACAAACCACAUCGUAAGAUGUUUGAUAUCCUCUUGUAUGGUUCCAAAGAUGUGGCAUCUGCUCCAUAUGGCAACUACUGGAGGCAGACAAGGAGUAUCCUUGUUUUGCAUCUUCUCAGUGCCAAAAAGGUUCAAUCCUUCGAGGCAGUGAGAGAAGAGGAAAUCUCCAUAAUGAUGGAAAAUAUUAGGAAGUGUUGUGCUUCAUUGAUGCCUGUGGAUUUAACUGGCUUAUUUUGUAUAGUAGCCAAUGAUAUAGUGUGUAGAGCUGCUCUUGGAAGAAGAUACAGUGGAGAAGGAGGGAGUAAGCUUCGCGGGCCGAUCAACCAGAUGGCGGAGCUGAUGGGUACUCCGGUUUUAGGAGACUAUUUACCUUGGCUUGAUUGGUUGGGGAGAGUUAAUGGCAUGUAUGGUAGGGCAGAGAGAGCGGCUAAAAAGGUUGAUGAAUUCUUUGAUGAAGUUGUUGAUGAGCAUGUUAAUAAGGGAGGCCAUGAUGGGCAUGGUGAUGGUGUCAAUGAUGAAGACCAGAAUGAUUUGGUGGACAUUUUGUUGAGGAUCCAAAAGACAAACGCCAUGGGAUUUGAGAUUGAUAGAACAACCAUAAAGGCUUUGAUACUGGAUAUGUUUGGUGCAGGUACUGAAACUACCUCCACAAUUCUAGAGUGGAUAAUGACAGAACUCUUAAGGCAUCCAAUAGUGAUGCAAAAGCUACAAGGUGAGGUCAGGAAUGUGGUUAGAGAUAGAACCCACAUAUCCGAAGAGGAUUUGAGUAAUAUGCAUUACUUGAAGGCAGUGAUUAAAGAAACUUUUCGAUUACAUCCCCCAAUUACCAUAUUGGCCCCAAGGGAAUCCACGCAAAAUACUAAGGUGAUGGGCUAUGACAUUGCAGCUGGCACGCAAGUAAUGGUUAAUGCUUGGGCAAUUGCAAGAGAUCCUUCAUAUUGGGACCAGCCUGAAGAGUUUCAGCCAGAAAGGUUCCUAAAUAGUUCAAUUGAUGUCAAAGGACAUGAUUUCCAACUGCUCCCAUUUGGAGCAGGAAGGAGGGCUUGCCCAGGAUUAACAUUUUCCAUGGUUGUAGUUGAGCUGGUAAUAGCAAACCUUGUUCACCAAUUUAAUUGGGCAAUACCUAAAGGAGUGGUGGGGGAUCAGACAAUGGACAUAACUGAAACUACUGGGUUAUCCAUUCAUAGAAAAUUUCCUCUUAUAGCAAUUGCAUCCCCACAUGCAUAAGAAGUGUUUUUUUUUUAUCAGUGGUGGAAAUAAGAAGCCAUGAAUAUUAAAGAUAUACAAGAGGAAAUACCUGAAAAGAAAAAUAAGGGAGUAUUCUCUCGUUAAUGUAUCAUUAAAAUAACUUAUGGCCAAGAGUGCCUUCAUAGUAUAAUCUAUGGUUAAUGAUAGUUGAACUGCAUUGGUUGGUUUAUUUAGUUAUGGGUAUUCAAUUAUUGUAUUUUUGACAUGCAAUUGUACUUUGAGAUCUCUAUUAUACGUAUGAAAUUAAUGUUUAAUCAA